Messenger RNA from Plenodomus lingam JN3, 1101 nucleotides. RefSeq lists its product as uncharacterized. Gene Ontology annotation, biological process: regulation of DNA-templated transcription. The record is from RefSeq and is a predicted model, not a curated record. NCBI's taxonomy places the organism in Eukaryota, Fungi, Ascomycota, Dothideomycetes, Pleosporales, Leptosphaeriaceae.
AUGAUGACCUCAGAGAUUGUAAAUGGCAUCAAAGCCACCUCCCUAGCCUCCAUGCCCAAAGUACGCGAACCACUCGGCAAGCCCACACCCUACAUCAUCUCCGCUUACGAAGGCGAAUCCAUGACAAUUCCCGGCACAAAAUCCGUCGUUCGAAUCUUUGCAUCUGCCAAAGAAACAGAGGGCCUCAUGUCCGUCUUUGCCAUGGACGGCGCCGUAGCAGACGCCCCGGGCUUCCACUACCACGAACACGCACACGACGUCUUCCUAUGCACCAAAGGCCACCUCAAAGUCUGGCUCGACAACAAGUGCAAGAUUCUCGGCCCCGGCGACUUUGCAUACGCACCACCGCGUGUAGUCCACCAGCCACAGCUCCUCGACCACGGUAUCAACGAGACAGUUGGCCUCGUCACGCCAGGCCAAUGGGUUGAUUUCUUCCGCUUCGUCAGUGAGGCGUAUGACGGUGUGUUGGCCGAUGAAGACGACGCGCGGAACCCGCUUGAUACCUUUAGACCCAAGUUCCGCGAGAUCAAGGAAAAAUACGACGUCGUGUUCCAACCAGGCUAUGUCGGCGCCGCAGUCUCGGACUUUGCAGAGGACGAUACAAAGCUGCCCGAGACCCAGCAGGCGUACUAUCUCAAAGCGAAUACAGGACCCUGUCACUUGCUCGAGGGCAUCUUGAGUCGGCCGUUCAUCACAACGAGGCAGAGCGCGGGGCCGACGGGGAACUUUGCCGUCACAAGUAUAGAGUCGAGUAACCGGCACCCGUCCAGCAUUCUCAGCAAACCGUUUACCUUUCUCAAGACGCACCAGGUGUACCAUGUGCUAGACGGAGCCAUCUCGCUGAGCGUGCAUGGCGAGCCUGGUGUGCUCGUUACGCAUGGCGAGACGGCUUUCGUUCCGGCGGGGACGCCCAUGUCUAUUGAGUUUGUGGACCGUUAUGUGCGCUUCUGGGCCUAUUCGAGUGGAGAUGGGUUGGAGGCCUUGGUUUCAGAGGGGGGCACCGUGUUCGGGGGGACGAUUGUGCCGGAUCAGGUGGGGGAAGUCGAUGUGGAGAGAGUGCGUAGGGCGGCGGAGAGGCUACAUGUGAAGCUUAGUGUAUAG